Molecule: messenger RNA, 1733 nt
Organism: Pistacia vera
Lineage: Eukaryota; Viridiplantae; Streptophyta; Magnoliopsida; Sapindales; Anacardiaceae
Exons: 6
Coding region: 270-1526 (418 amino acids)
Molecular function (GO): chromatin binding
Source: RefSeq, a predicted model, not a curated record
GCUCUAUUAACUCUUCUCUCAAUCACAACUACAUCUAAUAAAAAAAUUCAAAACCGGUUAACCGAACCAAUUAGUCAGCUCGGUUAGUAACCGGUUUAAGCAUAAAACCGGUCCGACUGGUUUCACUAACUUGACCGACUUAUAAGCUUAGAGGAACACUCUCUCCGUACUCUGAUUUCUGAACUGUAAAGACACCCACGUUUCAUAACACCCAUCCAGCAAGUACGAUAAAAGCACAUUUCUUGCUUUCACACGCUAAGGUUUCGACAAUGUCGAUUCCAGUGGAUUCGUUGCCACCUGCGGACAAUGAACUGGAGUUCCGUUCGUACGCGGACGACGCCUGGUACAGUGCGCAAUUGCUCCUUGACCGUGACGGUGAGAAGUUGACCGUCAGGUUGCUUAACUUCCCCCCUGAAAAUGAAGAAACCUUUUCUGCGAGCAAGUUCAAAAGCUUGCAAAAGUUGGAGGAGUUUGAGGGCAGGUUCCGUCCGGUUUCCGUACAGCUACAAGACAGUGAAUGCUCCGAGGUCGUCGCCGGCUUGCGUGUCUGCGCCUCUCACGCCUUUAAUGACAACGAUUUCCGCUUCUUCGACGCCGUUGUGGAAAAUGUGAUACAUAGAAAACAUUCUUUUGCUAGUGGGGAAGAAGAGUGUUUGUGCCGUUUCAUACUUUGUUGGAAGCAUGGUCCAAAUGCUGGUACAUUAAUGGAGAAGAAGGUCGAAAACAUAUGCAUUGUCCAGUCUAAUGUAGAACUGAAUCCCCAUGUGGCUUCUUUUGCAAAGAGAGCAAGGGAGAGAAUUGGGGGUGCUGAUCAUAAACAUAUUUCAGCUUCUAAUGGUGAUUCUGCCACUUGCAAGAGUAGUGCUGGCUGUAGAGAAAACAGUAGCUCUAUUGUCAAGCAGAAGUCAACUUUUGACCAAUGUUUAAUGCGGGGUAAAUGUGCCAAACAAUCUAUAAGUAGCAUUUCGUUAUGUGAAGGGAAUACUGGUGAUCUCCAAGAUAUAGAUAUAGAAAUAGGAGGAGAUGGCUAUCACUAUAUCAUAUUUCUUGAGAAUUUGGAGAAAGAAAUAUCCCCUUCAACAGUCAUUGAGUUCAUUCAUCAACAAACGAGAAUCACACCCCAAGCUUAUAUUUUUCCAAGUUUGCUAUCAGAGUUGUCUACUCGAGGUGCUAUUAUGUUAGAUUCUAAGAAGAAUCUUGAGGAGUUAUCUAAUUUUUUGAGUAAUCCAGAUCAAAUCAUCGUAUCCUCAAAAGGAAGGCCAUGGGUGGUAAAUAAGAAUUUUUCGAGACAUGAUGCAUUUAGGGCGUCAAUAGGGACUUUCAUGCUUAAUUCUCAGAAAAAAUUAAAGAAGACAAAUGGCGUGGUUAGGCAUGAAUUAAAGGUUGUUUGUUGUGGCACUGAGGAGUAUAGGAGAGCAAAGGAGUUGAGGGAUUUAUUCAUGGAGUUCAGCUGUCAUCAAGAGCGACUAUUCAAGAGGCUAGCUUUUGAGGAAAGAAAGAUCUUGCACCCAUCCCCUACAGUGUAGAUGCUGUGAGUGGUGUUACACAAAUGUAAAUGUACUUCACUUACUGGGAAGUGGGAACUUUUGACUGACCUGACUUGUACCUGCAAAAUCAAUUGUUCAGAAGAAGCAUAUACUUAGUAAUAUAAAUACAAUGUAUAAAACACAAUCAUUAAUCUAGUGAUAUCCAAAGUUAGAUGCUUGAGUUUAUGUGAUCAUCUGUGUUACAUU